AGUUGUCAAACGACUUGCAGCGAGCGUCAGGAAACACUCGGGAACUUCGCACAGCGCCACCUCCAGCUCCGCCGCGGGAUCCCAAAUACGGCAACGCCUCCUCCCGCCCGCGCUCCGCCCGCCGCCGAGAUGCUUGCCCGCGCCCUGCUGCUCUGCGCCGCCCUGGCGCUCUGCCGUGCAGCAAAUCCUUGCUGUUCCAACCCAUGCCAAAACCAAGGUGUAUGCCUGAGCAUAGGAUUUGACCAGUAUAAGUGUGACUGUACCCGAACAGGAUUCUAUGGUGAAAACUGUUCAACACCUGAAUUUCUGACAAGAAUAAAGUUAUUCCUGAAACCCACUCCAAAUACAGUGCACUACAUACUUACCCACUUCAAGGGAGUCUGGAACAUUGUCAAUAACAUUCCCUUCCUGCAAAAUAUAAUUAUGAAAUAUGUGUUGACAUCCAGGUCACAUUUGAUCGAGAGCCCACCAACUUACAAUGUGGACUAUGGCUAUAAAAGCUGGGAAGCCUUUUCCAAUCUCUCCUAUUAUACCAGAGCUCUUCCCCCUGUGGCUGAUGACUGCCCAACACCCAUGGGUGUGAAAGGCAAGAAAGAGCUUCCUGAUUCAAAAGAGAUUGUGGAAAAAUUUCUUCUAAGAAGAAAGUUCAUUCCUGACCCCCAAGGCACAAAUAUGAUGUUUGCAUUUUUUGCCCAACACUUCACCCAUCAAUUUUUCAAGACAGAUCAUAAGCGAGGACCAGCUUUCACCAAAGGACUGGGCCAUGGGGUGGACUUAAGUCAUGUUUAUGGUGAAACUUUGGAUAGACAGCAUAAACUGCGCCUUUUCAAGGAUGGAAAAAUGAAAUACCAGAUAAUCGAUGGGGAGGUGUAUCCUCCCACAGUCAAAGAUACUCAGGUCGAGAUGAUCUACCCACCUCAUGUUCCUGAACACCUGCGGUUUGCUGUGGGCCAGGAGGUCUUUGGUCUGGUGCCUGGUCUGAUGAUGUACGCCACAAUUUGGCUGCGGGAACACAACAGAGUGUGUGAUGUGCUUAAACAGGAGCAUCCAGAAUGGGAUGAUGAGCGGUUGUUCCAGACGAGCAGGCUAAUACUGAUAGGAGAAACCAUUAAGAUUGUGAUUGAAGACUAUGUACAACACUUGAGUGGCUAUCACUUCAAACUGAAGUUUGACCCAGAGCUGCUUUUCAACCAACAAUUCCAAUACCAAAACCGUAUUGCUGCUGAGUUUAACACACUCUACCACUGGCAUCCCCUUCUGCCUGACACCUUGCAAAUAGAUGACCAGGAGUACAAUUUCCAGCAGUUUGUCUACAACAACUCUAUAUUACUGGAACAUGGGCUUACCCAGUUCGUGGAAUCAUUCAGCAGGCAAAUUGCUGGCAGGGUUGCUGGUGGUAGGAAUGUUCCAGCUGCAGUGCAGCAAGUAGCAAAGGCCUCAAUCGACCAGAGCAGACAGAUGAAGUACCAGUCUCUUAAUGAGUAUCGCAAACGCUUUCGGCUGAAGCCCUAUACAUCGUUUGAAGAACUCACAGGAGAGAAGGAAAUGGCUGCGGGGUUAGAAGCACUUUAUGGUGAUAUUGAUGCCAUGGAGCUGUAUCCUGCCCUUCUGGUAGAAAAGCCUCGCCCUGAUGCCAUCUUUGGUGAGACCAUGGUAGAAAUGGGAGCACCAUUCUCCUUGAAAGGACUUAUGGGUAAUCCUAUAUGUUCUCCUGACUACUGGAAGCCUAGCACUUUUGGUGGAGAAGUAGGUUUUAAAAUCAUCAACACUGCCUCGAUUCAGUCUCUCAUCUGCAAUAACGUGAAGGGCUGUCCUUUUACUGCAUUCAGUGUUCAAGAUCCACAGCUCACCAAAACAGUCACCAUUAAUGCAAGCUCUUCGCACUCUGGACUGGAUGAUAUCAAUCCCACAGUACUGCUAAAAGAACGUUCAACUGAACUGUAGAAGGGUAUUAAUCCUAUUUAUUUAUUUAUAUGGACUAUUUCUUUUAACUUAAUUAUUUAAUAUUUAUGUUAAACUCCUUAUGUUACUUAACAUCUUCUGUUAAGGAGAAAGGGGUCAUACUUGUGAAGAUUUUCAUGUCACUGCUUUAAAGAUGUCAUUCCUUCAGGUUAAAGGGGAAAACAGUUUUCAUUCUUUUUUAUAAACUGAUGGGAAAUGAGUUUGACAUCCUUUUACUUGAAUUUCAGUUUAAAUUAUUUAUAAUAACAAAAGCAAAGCUGUUUGGACAUUUAAAUGCUGGUCCAAGAUGGCAAAAUGCUGCAAGUUUUUUUUCCAGUGUAUACCCUGGGAUUUCCAGUGUAUCCUCCAUGAUGCAUUAGAAGCAACUACCUGCACCUGUUCCUUUUCUUUUCUUCUGUUAGCCAUUGUACUGGGAGAAACUCUCUUCUGAUCAGUUUACUCCUUCUAUUUUGUUUUCUUGAUUUUAAGAUCUGAGUUCAUCUUUCGGUGGACUCUAUUUUCUUUCUUAUCUUUUCCCUCUGUCUAUAUUUUCGUAUCUGAACUUUUGCAAGUUUUCAGGAAAACCUCAACUCAGGACUACUAGUAACUUAGCUCCUCUUAACAAAAAUGAAA
Molecule: messenger RNA, 2574 nt
Organism: Felis catus (domestic cat)
Lineage: Eukaryota; Metazoa; Chordata; Mammalia; Carnivora; Felidae
Gene: PTGS2
Product: prostaglandin-endoperoxide synthase 2
Biological process (GO): response to oxidative stress; cyclooxygenase pathway
Cellular component (GO): neuron projection; cytoplasm
Molecular function (GO): peroxidase activity; oxidoreductase activity, acting on single donors with incorporation of molecular oxygen, incorporation of two atoms of oxygen; prostaglandin-endoperoxide synthase activity
Source: RefSeq, marked provisional